Westerdykella ornata is the source of this 1090-nucleotide messenger RNA. RefSeq names its product ribosomal protein L1. The record is from RefSeq and is a predicted model, not a curated record. NCBI's taxonomy places the organism in Eukaryota, Fungi, Ascomycota, Dothideomycetes, Pleosporales, Sporormiaceae. The transcript has 3 exons. Bases 27 to 914 code for a protein of 295 amino acids.
CCGCCAUCAAGAACCAUACGUUCGCCAUGGCGCACUCUCGGUCAUUCAUCGCCCCCCUAAGCAGGCUGGGGUUAUCCCCAAUCGCAGGAUCCCGCUCAGAAAUCCCCCGUACCGCUUUCCUACCCUACCAAUCCGUUCGAUGCGCUUCACAGAAAUCCACGAAAUCGGCGCCCAAGAAGAAGAAGACCAAGAACACAUACACACAAUAUGACAUCAAGCACGCGGAGCAGUUCUCCCUUGUAGAUGCAAUGCAAUAUAUCCGAGCAUUCGAAGUUGGUCGCAGCCCCUCCUCAUCCAAAUACGAAAUGCAUGUACGGCUACGCACAUUGAAGAACGGUCCCGUCGUUCGAAAUCAACUCCGCCUCCCUCACCCCGUCAAGACCGAUAUCAAAAUCUGUGUGAUAUGUCCCCCGGAUUCGAAGGCAGCGGCAGAGGCACGCGCAGGUGGAGCAACACUAAUCGGCGAGGAUGAUGUAAUAAACCAGAUCAAGGAGGGAGUAAUAAAUUUUGACAGGUGCAUCUGCCACCCGGAUUCGCUGCCGAAGGUCAACAAGGCAGGCUUGGGAAGGAUACUAGGUCCUAGGGGAUUGAUGCCGAGCACGAAGACUGGGACAGUAGUGAGCAAUGUCGCGGCGACUUUGAAGAACAUGGUGGGAGCCAGCGAGUACAGAGAGCGUAUGGGUGUGAUCAGGAUGGCGGUGGGACAGCUGGGUUUCACGCCUGAGGAGAUGCAGAGGAACAUCAAGACGUUCAUGGAGGCACUUAAGAAGGAUAUCGGCCUUCUCAGCGACCGGAUAACAAAGGAGAUACACGAAGUGGUGCUAAGCUCCACUAACUCCCCCGGGUUCAGCUUGAGCGGCGAGUUCAGGGGGCCAAACUCAAUACAUCCCAGGGAACUGUCAGGGCCGCUGUAGCAUAAUCUUGCGUAUUGUAUAAGAUAAAUGUACCAUACUUCCCAACGCCAUCGCUAUGCGGGGUAUCAUAGAGGCUGGCCCCUAUCAUGAGGUCUUGAGAGCUUUCAGGACUUUGACUGCUUCCGCGGACUCAUCCAUCUCCGCGUAUAUCUUCAUAAUUUUCAUGACACGAUCUG